UAAAGUCUUCAGCAGGCGGCUUGCGCGCAGUUAUUGAACGUUACAGUGACCUACACCAUGAAGAGCUUCGCGUGCGUUUUGGUGAUCAGUGCCCUGUGCCUAAAUGCUUUUGCACAAGAAAGCUUCAAAUGCCCGGACGAUUUUGGGUUCUAUCCACACAGCAGGUCGUGUGACAAGUACUGGAAAUGUGACAACAACGCUGCCGAGUUGAAGACGUGUGGAAAUGGAUUGGCUUUUGACGCCAGCGAUCCAAAAUUUUUGACAGAGAACUGUGAUUAUAUUCAUAACGUCGACUGUGGUGACAGGGCAGAACUUGAACCACCAAUUUCAACGACACAUUGUGAAAGGCUGUACGGCAUUUUCCCUGAUGAGGCCAAAUGUGACGUUUUCUGGAACUGUUGGAACGGAGAAGCAUCCAGGUAUCAGUGUUCUCCUGGAUUAGCCUACGACAGAGAAGCCAGGGUAUGCAUGUGGGCUGAUCAAGUCCCUGAAUGCAAAAACGAGGAGGUAGCAGGAGGUUUCACAUGUCCCGCAGCAGGCGAAGUCAGCAAUGCUGGAUCGUUCAGCAGACACGCGCAUCCUGACGACUGCAGGAAGUACUACAUCUGUCUGGAAGGACAAGCCCGGGAAUACGGUUGCCCAAUUGGUACAGUGUUCAAAAUCGGUGACGCCGAUGGUACUGGUAACUGUGAAGAUCCAGAAGAUGUCCCCGGAUGCGAGGACUACUAUGGCGACUUGGACUUGAAGAGCAUCCGCAAGAGCGAACUUUUGGCCGGACUUCAAUCCAGUAGCGCCAGCAGAGCCACUUCCGCCCCUAAAAAAGCCCCUAGGCCCGCCCCUGCGUCUCGUAACGCACCUGAGCCUUCCAACUAAACCGUCGAUGCGUCAGGAAGCUGCGCACAGUGCUAAAAACACGACACGUUACCACAGACUUCUUCCCUAGUUCUUUUUUACCUUCAUUUCCCCUACUUUUUUCUUCGAACAUCUUUCAGUGGCGUGGAAUCGGUAUUUUUACGUGUAGAAUACCGAAAAAAGACGGCGUGUUAUUUUUUUUAAUUUAAUUUAACUGAAAAAAGACACGUUUUUGAGGGACUGUCAAAAAAAAUUCGACUCUGUUUGAUUUUUAUUUAAUUUUUUCUUUGUUUAAGGUUUUGAAUAUUGUUUGACAGUCUCUAAGGUGACAAAGCGAAUCUUUGUUGAUUUUUUAUUU
Molecule: messenger RNA, 1210 nt
Organism: Sitophilus oryzae (rice weevil)
Lineage: Eukaryota; Metazoa; Arthropoda; Insecta; Coleoptera; Curculionidae
Gene: Gasp
Product: protein obstructor-E-like
Exons: 7
Coding region: 58-873 (271 amino acids)
Cellular component (GO): extracellular region
Molecular function (GO): chitin binding
Source: RefSeq, a predicted model, not a curated record